Molecule: messenger RNA, 2790 nt
Organism: Podospora anserina S mat+
Lineage: Eukaryota; Fungi; Ascomycota; Sordariomycetes; Sordariales; Podosporaceae
Exons: 2
Coding region: 1-2790 (929 amino acids)
Biological process (GO): microtubule-based movement
Molecular function (GO): microtubule binding; ATP binding; microtubule motor activity
Source: RefSeq, a predicted model, not a curated record
AUGGGUGCCGGAAGCCGCCCACCAAUAUCAGGCCGAGCACCCAGCUCCAUGGGCUUCAACCCAUCGAACACCAGAGGAACCACGAGAUCUCGACCGGCGACAGCGAUGAGCGGGCGAUCAGCGGAAGAAGAUGGAGGACCAGCCGACCAAAAGAAAAGUAGGAAUUUUUCUGCUUCCUUACAACCCCGUACCAAGAAAGUGCGGACUCAAAGAGGACGAUCUACAGCCUCUGAACAGUCCGUCGGAACCCGUGCUCGAAUGCCUAGCAAAGAGGAGUUGACGCUCAGCAAGCGGAUGGGCAACCUCUCGCUCAAUGAUGACGUCGGCAACAUAGCUAGCGGAAAUCAAGUGAUAUCCAAGGCAAAAGAGCAAUCCCUUUCUCUUAUGUUUCAGCCGCCCGACGGACAAGAGCAGCGAAGUUCGACUCUCCAGAACCGCCGGGGGGGAGCUACCAGUCCGGACCCGUUUAGGACCACCAACUCUCAGGCCAAUUUCCCUAGUGUACCAGUCACCCCGCCAGAGAUCCGGAAUGGCCGUGUGGCAUUGGAGAAGCUGGGCACCGCGGUCAGGAGCAUUGCCCAGACCCCUUGUUCUCCUACCAAAUCUCCGUCUCCUAAAAAGUUACCAUUCUUGACCAAGGACUCACAUUUAAAAACUUUCACAGGCUGGGAUGUAGACGGUCGGCUUCACGAGUUCGAGACGCAGUUCAAAGAGAUGAAAGAGGCCUUUGAUACCACCAUUACCGACAGAAAAGCCCUCGAGGAGGCUAUUCAGUUUGCGAAGAAUAGGGCGAGUGAUCUUGAACGUGAGCAACAACGGUUGAUGGACCAAACUGCACAACUACAGGGACAGAUCAGCUCUUUGCAACAUGACAACCUCUCCAUGCAGCAAGAAAAGCAGUCAUUAAUCCUACAGUUCGAGAGCGAGCGGCAAAAGCACAAAUACGAACUCCAGGACAAGUCACGAGAGCAUCAACACGACGUCGAAGAAAUCAAGCGAGGGUUCAAGGCCGAGGUCGAACAGAUGAAGUGGGAACACCAACAGGCUUUGGAGGCAAUGGAGAGACAAUACCGAGCGGAAAUGAAGGACCGACAGGCCCAAAACUCAAAGGAGCUGGAGGAGCUACGGGCCAAGUUGGGGUCAAAACAGGAGGACAUGAAUCUGGAAGUCCUCCGAAAAGACCGCCAGAUCCAGGAAUUACGGUCCCUUAUGGAAGGCCUUAAGCUGGACUUGGACCGGGAACAGACGGUCAAGGGUAACCUUCAGCAGAAACUGACCGAGAUGUCGACGACAAAUAUGACUUUGGAGGACCGGUUACGAGGCCUUAAUGCCAAGAUCGAAUUCCUGGAAUCCGACAGCAAGCAACAAUCAGACUCGUUUGCUCAUAUGGAGGCCCGGCUGCAGGAUGCUUUGCGGGUCGCUGAGGAAGCUCGCGAGAAGUUAAUCAAGGAGGAGACGGAGCGCCGGGUUCUGUUCAACAAGUAUCAAGAGCUAAAGGGCAACAUCCGUGUGAUGUGCAGAGUACGCCCCGUGCUUGGGAAUUCGGAAGGCAACCCAGCUCAAAUCGGCUUCCCUGACGAGAAGACAUCGGCUCAGAUCGACGUCACCCAAGAAGAGAAGAACAGCAUGGGCAUGGUGAGCCGAAAGGUAGUCCCAUUCGAGUUUGAUCGUGUGUUUUCCCCAGCGGUCCACAACGAGGAGAUCUUUGGAGAAAUUUCGCAGCUCGUGCAGAGCGCUCUUGACGGCUACAAUGUCUGCAUCUUCUGCUACGGUCAAACAGGAUCCGGCAAGACCUAUACCAUGUCCUCGCCCGAUGGCAUGAUUCCCAGAGCCACCCACAUGAUUUACGAGACGAUUACGAAGUUGAAGGAGAAGUCAUGGACAUAUACGAUGGAGGGUAGUUUUGUCGAAGUGUACAACGAAGAGCUCCACGAUCUGCUCACGCCUGGCAGAGAGUCGGAUGGAAAGAAGAGACUCGAAAUCCGCCACGACGACAGCCGCAAGCAGACUACAGUUCUCAACUGCAAGACAGUGGCGCUUGACUUACCCGAUAAGGUCGAGAUGAUGCUCAAGCAAGCCCAGAACAACCGCAGCGUUGCCGCUACCAAGGCAAACGAGAGAUCUUCGCGCUCGCAUUCCGUCUUCAUUCUGAAGCUGGUGGGUGAGAACUCGGCCACCAACGAGCGUUGCGAAGGCACUCUCAACCUGGUGGAUCUUGCUGGUUCUGAACGUUUGAAGCAUUCUCAAGCCGAGGGCGAGCGCAUGAGGGAAACGCAGAACAUCAACAAGAGCUUGGCAUGCCUCGGCGAUGUUAUCGAGGCUCUGGGACGCGGGUCAGGCCACGUCCCAUACCGCAACUCCAAGUUGACGCAUCUCUUGCAGUACUCGCUCAGCGGGAACUCCAAGACGCUCAUGUUUGUUAUGGUCAGCCCACUAGAGGCCCAUCUGAAGGAGACAAUCACGAGUUUGCGGUUCGCCACCAAGGUUAGUACCACAUCUCUCAAAAAGGGUUUACGACAAUCACUAACAUGGCUCAGGUGCACAACACCCAUAUCGGUACGGCCAAGUCGACGAAGAAGCUUGUCAAGGACCGGGCAACCGACUAUUAAAGAGCGUCAUAAUGAUCCCAUUUCCUUUUUUGAUGUUUCUUUUCUUCUGUGUGUAUAUGAUGUUGAGAAGGACCACCUUUUUGCUUCUGGUUUGGAUGGGAGCCCUUGGAUGGAUUUGGUGGGUGGGCCAGGGGCAUAUGGCAGGCAGGCAGGCGGCGACGGGGCGUUGUGUUAUGAAUGA